UGUUACAGAGCAGUCUCCGUGAGGGAGACAUUAUCAUUUCACAUCCUUGGAGAAAAGUGGCCCCUUCAGAAGGACUGGUAGCCCCACGCCUAGAACACGGGUCGCUUGCUGGACGUCUCUGAAGGAGAAAAUCCAGGAGCGGCCUCUUUAAGAAGAAGCUAAAACACGACUUUGCCAUUCUUCAUGUCUGGACUCCUUUACCCAGAGACCCUCGCGGAGCCGUUGGGGCCGAACUACAUUGACCAGAAGGCUCCGGGGGAUGGCGGCGGCCCCUGGAGCAAUCACAGCCAGCCUACAAGAGCUAUUUCCUGUGGUUCUAGUAGGUGGCUGCGGGACUUCUGGUAGCGCCCUUGCGGACGUUCUUUUUGCUCUUUACGGGUCGUUUUACGCCGCCCUUGGGGACCCUGACGCUGCGUCCUAGCCGCUUUUCAGGCGUCUUCUCGGGACCAGACAGAGAGCAGGAUGGGACCGAACCCCUCGCAUUCUACGAAAUGACCUUCUGUAACGUGGUGUCCUCCGCACCCGCUCUGGAUCCCCGCGGCCCCCGGAGACGGCGCCCUCGGACUCAGUGCGCGUUUAUACCGUGGAGACUGAGUCCCCGAGUGUGACGGGCGGCGGGCGGGCACCUAGUCCAGUGCAGGUGUGGGGUUGGCCGACCCCACAGGUCUAGUCAGGGUCCAAUGGCGGCAGCGGCGGCGCUGAUGGACCAGGCGCGGGGCUGGGGAACCUUUGAGGACGUGGCUGUGUUCUUCUCUCAGGAGGAGUGGGAGCUCCUGGAUGAGGCUCAAAGAUGCUUGUACCACAAUGUGAUGCUGGAGAACUUGGCACUUGUGGCCUCGCUGGGUUGUUGGUGUGGAGCAGAGGAAACCCGUCCUGAGCAGGGUGUUUCCAUACAAGGAAUGCUCCAGUUCAGGACUCCUGAGGCAGGUCUUUCCACCCAGAAGGUCAAUCCCUGUGACGUGUGUGGCCUGGUCUUGAAAGGCAUAUUGCAUAUAGCUGAGCACCAGGGAACACACCCUAGGCACAAACCAUACAAGUUUGAGGUGUGCGGGAAAGGCUUCCUACUCAGUGCAAACUCUUGCCAGCACCAGAAGCACAGUGGGGAGAAACCCGUCACAUGCAAGGAGUGUGGUAAGGACAUCAUGGACAGCCACUAUCUCCUCCAGCACCAGGGCUCCCACAGUGAGGGGGAGCCACGCAGGAGCCCGGGACACGGGGAAUCCCCCCGACCCAGCCCCCGUCACCAGCAGCAGGGGAUCCAUGCUGUACAGAAGCCCCUCAAGUGUGGCGGCUGCGGAAAGGCCUUCCUGAAGGCCCUCGUGCUCCUUGACCACCUGCUAACUCACUCCACAGGGACACCCUUCAGCUGCCCAGUAGAUCAAAAUGCCCCCACAGAGAAUGCGACCCUUGUUCAUCACCGAAAAGUUCACACUGGAGAAGUACCACACGUGUACAAGGCUUGUGGGAAGGCCUUCAGCCACCCAUCUAAGCUGAGGAUGCACCAGAAGGUUCAUGCUGGAAAAACACAUCACAGUUGCAGUGAGUGUGGGAAGGCCUUCACCCGCAAACACUCACUGGUCCAGCAUCAGAGAGUCCACACUGGAGAGCGGCCAUAUGAGUGUGCACAGUGCGGGAAGGCCUUCACUCGCAGCUUCCAUGUGGUUCGGCACCAGAAAGUGCACAACACAGACCGGCCUUAUGAGUGUAGACAGUGCCGGCGAGUCUUCAGCUGUAUCUCCAACUUUGUUGAGCAUCAGAAAAUCCACACUGGGGAACGGCCUUACGAGUGCAGUGAGUGUGGGAAAGCCUUCAUUAACAGCUCUCAUCUGGUCCGGCACCAGAAAGUGCACAACACAGAGAGGCCUUUUGCAUGUAGUAAAUGUGGGAAAGCCUUCCGACAGACCUCCAAGCUUAUUCUGCAUCAGAGGAGUCACACCGGAGAAAGGCCUUAUAAGUGUAGCCAGUGUGGGAAAGCCUUUAGCUGUCCCUCCAACCUCAUCCCACACCAGCGAAUUCACACUGGAGAAAAGCCUUAUGAGUGCUCCGAAUGUGGGAAAGCCUUCAGUCAAAGCUCUGCCCUCAUUCAGCACCAGAAGGUUCACACCAGAGAAAGGCCCUACGAAUGCAGUGAGUGCGGGAAAGCCUUCAGCUACAGCUCGAACCUUGUUAAGCACCGCAAAGUCCACACUGGAAAAAGGCCUUAUGAGUGCAGCCAGUGUGGGAAGGCCUUCAGCGAAAGCGCCAUCCUCAAUCAGCACCAGAGAGUUCACACUGGAGAAAAGCCUUACAAGUGCAACAAAUGCGGAAAAGCUUUCCGCUACAGCUCAAACCUCUCUAAGCAUCAGAAGGGUCACACUGGAAAAGAGCCUUUGGAGUGCAGAGGACACAGGAAUGCCUUCAGCCAGAGCUCCAGCCUCACUCAGCACCAGAGGGGACACAACAAAGAAAGGCCUUAGAAGUAUGGCAAAUGUGGAAAACCAUGAGCUUGGGCUUUCUCCUUGUUUACCAUAAAAGGACUUGCUCCUGAGAAAACUGUGAAAGGAAUCUCUGUGAGGAAGCCAUCAGCCAAAAAUGGAAACUUGCACAUCUCCACACCCCUACUGGGAGAUUGCCAUGAGUGCCAGAUAUGUGGGAAGCUUUACUUCCAAGUAUGUGGGGGCUAUACUGCACUUUCUAAUCUGUCCAGGUUGUUUGCCAGAUAAUGUCACUGCCAGAUGCCAUCUCACCUCUACCAGCUGGCAGGUCCCCACAGCAUGUGCCUGUCAUCUCAGCAUACUCAGGGAAGGCAGACCUUGUGCUCUGAUUCCCUGGAAGGAGCCGUGACUGAUGGGAACCCUUUGGUGUGGCCUCAUUUCCACCUCCCUUCUGUCCCCAGUAGGUCAGGCUUUCUCUUGGCCUAGUUGCAGCAGGAUCUGGACUGGAGUCUGAGGACUUCUUGACUAGGUUUCCCUUCUUUGUAGGCAUGGUUGAAUCUAUAGAUGAUGCCUACAGUAGGUCUGUCCAGCCUCCAAAUCCCCCAGCCCUGGAACAGCCUGCCUUGAGUGUGACAAUAAAGGCCUUAUUGUUGAAGCCA
Rhinolophus ferrumequinum (greater horseshoe bat) is the source of this 3073-nucleotide messenger RNA. RefSeq names its product zinc finger protein 304. The record is from RefSeq and is a predicted model, not a curated record. Bases 681 to 2456 code for a protein of 591 amino acids. The transcript has 3 exons. Gene Ontology annotation, molecular function: RNA polymerase II cis-regulatory region sequence-specific DNA binding; DNA-binding transcription factor activity, RNA polymerase II-specific. Gene Ontology annotation, biological process: regulation of transcription by RNA polymerase II. NCBI's taxonomy places the organism in Eukaryota, Metazoa, Chordata, Mammalia, Chiroptera, Rhinolophidae.